Molecule: messenger RNA, 8775 nt
Organism: Uloborus diversus
Lineage: Eukaryota; Metazoa; Arthropoda; Arachnida; Araneae; Uloboridae
Product: dentin sialophosphoprotein-like
Exons: 2
Coding region: 267-1637 (456 amino acids)
Cellular component (GO): nucleus
Molecular function (GO): transcription regulator activity
Source: RefSeq, a predicted model, not a curated record
AGACGUGAUUGGUUGUAUUUUCGCGCCGCUGCUCCGUUCGGAAGGUAGGAAAGAGAGGAAUAAAGUGCGGUUCAGUUUCCUGUUCCUUUUCUCUGGAUUACUUUUGCAAACUUCUCAAGAGUGUCUGUGCAAAAUAGUGCGCAUUGGAUUACUUUUUGACGAUUUUAAAACUUAAUUAUAUAUAUAUUUUUUUUGCAUUCAUCGAAAACUUUUUUUUAUUGGUUCAUGCGUUUUGGAAACAUCGAUGAGCCCAUUGUUGUUUCAAAAUGACUCUCGUGUUGCCUUUCGGUGGUGAUCAAAUAAAUAACUCGUUGUUUUCUGGCACCGGAAGUAGUCGCAAUUCCAGCAUGCCUUGCGUGUUUGAUGGAGAAGCAUUAGACUUUGAAUCAGCAUUGAUGACGGAUUGGACAUCAGACAUAAGCGAUUACAGUACUCCAGCUGAUGAUUUCACGACGCCAGCGCCAUCUGAUUCAAGUGAUCUUAAGAGAAAAUCAUCCAUCUCUGAUAACGAAGUUCAACCCUCUCAGCCCAAAAAAUUGCGUACAGAUCAUGAUGAAGAUUCGGUGGACCAUAUGCAAUCCGAUAUCGUGUCAUCAUCCACCUCAUCUUCAUUGUCCAUUGAUUUCAACGAGCCUACUACCUCGUCAUCUUCAACAUCCCCGUCAUCAUACCUCGAUCACACUUCUUUGGAUAGCACAUCCUCGUCCCCCACAUCUUCCUCCGAAGAACAAGAGGCAUCUCCAGCCGAGGACGAAGACUACCUGCCACGACGCCGUGGCCCGCAAAUGUGGAACUCCAGACAGAGAUGGAAAGACGAGCGGAAGAAAGUGCUAAAAAUGUCCGUAAACAAAUUAACGGAGAUCGAAGAUCCCGAACUUUGCCUCCUGAGGUCAGUGCUCAUCAACAACACCAUCAAAAGGUUGCAUUUUGAUAUCAGGAAUGAGCGCCAAGCUAAGAUCCGCCAGCGACAGCAGCGGAUGGACUACUACGCUGAGAAAUUCCAGCCAUUAGACGUCUUGGGUGACGACACUCCAACGUCCACCGAUCCUUUUGUUUCCGAGUUGGACAACCAUGGUCGACUUGACGACGAACCCACCAAGUCCUGUACGAGCAGCUCUGAUCUCUACGACGAAUCAUCCUGUGACGAGAUCUUCGGCAUCAGUGAGGAUUUCCUGCGAGUGGCCAUUCCAGACCGACGAGUGUCCAGUCCUGUUCCAACCUCGCAGCCGGACAGUUCCGACAUGGACACUAGUAACGGUGCUAGCGGCGAGAGUGAGCAAUCUAUUGUGGCGACAUCGAACACUCAAACCACUUGUUACACCAGCAGCAACUCUUCGCCUCAGCUCUCAUCAUCCUGUGAUAAUGCCAUCGACUGUGCCUCAUCUCGUUUCUAUCCAGAAAACACUGCCCCCAGCAGCACCCUCUCGUCUGACAAUUCCAGCUCUGGGGUUUCGUCUUAUUCUGUGUCAUCGUCGUUUCGUCGUCUGGUUGGCCAAGUGAAUGGGGGUACUCAAUGUGCGACUCAAUUCAGAACUAACGGGGUUGGCAGUGGUGGGGACAAUAUCUUCCCGCCAAGAGUGCCCAUACUGGACUCCGUUGUUUAUCAUAGCCUCCUAGCUUCUCUGGAAUCCUCCUGAGAGAAACAAUCACCCGCCUCCUAUACUUUCCCCCUUUCCUUAGAUUUUUUGUGCACCGAAAUAGGAAAUGUUCAGAAUUCAAAAGCAAAAACUAGAUUUUAUACAUUUUCAGAGAUGUUUAUUUUUACAUUCUGGAACCAGUAAUGACUGAGUUUGCAAUCAAUAGUUCCAAGACUUGUCUGAGAAGCAGUGUUUUGACUUGUGUGUUAUUCCUGAUGUGCAUUAUUCUGUUAUUGGUUAGAACAGAAUAUGAUUCUGUCUGAAAAUAUGACCAUAUGCAAGGGCUUGUUUCGCAACCUACAAUCGGGAGGCACGUUUAGAGAAUCUAGCGUCUCAGCUUGAUGUUUUGACCAAUAGGCGAAUGCUGGAAAUUCGAAAACCUGAUAUCAGGAUUAAAAAAAAACAAUUCAAUGUUUUAAUUGAAAUAACUAGAAACAGGCUUUUAUAAACAAAAUGAGCUAAUAUUUCAAAGCUGUUAUGCAAAUUAUAGUUCACAAUUUUAAUCAAAACAAAUGUAAAUUUUUUGCAUUUUAAAGAUUUUACUUUGAGUAAUUUUAAUUCCUGAAGAUUAUUCUAAAAUUUAGUAAUGUGAGUUAUUCUUAAACACUAAGCUAUAUUAUUAGGCAUGUUUUAGCAACUAUAUUCGCUCUAGGUAUUACUUAUUACAAAGUACUAUCAAUAGUUCCGUGUCUACUAUUGAUGGUACUUUGGCAGGUCUUCUUGAACUUGUAUCACACGCAGAAACAUUUUCAGCCAACUUUUUGCUCAGCCAUUCUUUUUGGUCAUAGUAAUCACAUUUUAAGAUUAAUUUAUACUCAUCAUCAUUUGACCUGUUGUCUCGUUAUUUAUUACAUUAUUUUAUUCACCUAUUGGUUUCGUGUCUUUCGCCCCUCUCAUUUUGGAGCUGAAAUCUUGUAGCGGUAAAGAGUGUAAUUUAUUCAACUCAAUGACACCGCAAGAGUCACUCUGUUUGGUUGAGGGGCAAAAUCCGAGCAACUUUAAAGAAAAUGUUUGCAUUCGAGCUACUAUUCUAGAAGAAUAUUGAUGAUGGAAAGGGCGGAAACGAAACGAUUGAGUAAAAUUUUGCCUGGAAGUUCUUUUGCGUGUGUUUUCAAUUUAAGGGUACUUUACUAUGGAACUUCAGAAGUAUGCAAACAAAAGUUGGCGAUUAUUUUUUUAUGUUUAGCUCAUCAAGCUCCAACGCUGCCGUUUCAACCAAAUAAAUAAUUAUAAAAGUUUUACCUAAAACUUCUAUGCAAUUGCCGAUGUGUCCCUAGUGCAAUGCUGGCUUGCUCUAAGCACCACUAAACCGAUCUCAAUCGCUCCAUUACAAACCUAUGCUAAUAGUUCCGAUUGGGACCAAACCAGAAACAAAAUUUUCGAUCUGUUGCAAAUCAAAAGCUUCGGAACAUUUCUUUAUUUUGCGUAUAUUGAUUGAAUUGAAGGGAAAAAAUAUACUUGUUCGAUAAAGGUUUAAGAAAUACGGACUACGGUUUCACUUGUAUAUAGACUUAUUUGUAACUGUUGCUUGCUUAAAUCCGUUAGUCAUAUUUUCUAUGUGUUUAGUUUGACUCGCUGGUUUUAAGCAGUGAAAAGACUGAGAGAGUUUUCUUUUAUUAUGUUUGCGUGAAUGUACUUAGCGUGGAAGUGUGGUAAAAAAAUAUCCUGCUGAAGUCAUUUUAAAAAGAAAUUGAUCAUUAGAAUUAUUACGUACAGUUAUAUUUGAUUCUGUGUUACCUUUAUAUUGCCAUUUUGUUACUUAGCAGCCAGUAUGUGAAACACAUUUAAUAUUGUGAAUUCUUUUGCACAAGUGUGGAAAUCAAUUUUUGAAAAAGAACUAAUAAUAGAUGGUCAGUAUGUCCCUUUUAAAUACUAUAUGUUCUUGAUAUUCUUAUCGUGUUAUACUUAUCUAUGAAUUUCAUAAUAAUGCAGUAAAUGACGUAGAUAAAAUCAUAAAACUUUUUAUAAUAAAUAAAUAAAUGAAUAAAUAAAAUAAUAAUUUUUAAAAAAUGUUUUGUUCUGAGAAUAUAUUUGUUGAACUCUUAAAAACAUUUAUCAGGAAUAGUAUAUAUAAUUUUUAUGUGCAGUCAGUACCAUUUGUAUAUGCAUUAAAGUUAUUCACUUUCAGCAAAUUACACUACACACAACUAUACAAUUAACAUUAUACGAAUAUUUUUUAAUGAGUAUACGAGAAAUAUGCAAUUAAACUUUUUCGAUUUUUUUUUUUUUUUUUUUUUUAAAUCAGUAGACGUUACAUUCAUAAAAAUUAUGAUACAGUAAUCUGAACAAAAAGCCUUAAUCUUGGAGGGAGCAAGAAAACAACUUUCACUGAUAUCUCUGAGAUCACAAUUUAUGCUUUAAAAAUGAGGUUUCUUGUAGGGGAUAGUGCAUGUAUGCAAUAUCCAUGCAAUUUUUACUUUGAUUACAUUGGUUUGGUCACUAACGCAUUAACGCGUCGACUCACUUAAAAGCGUAAAAUUCAAAUUCUUUUAAAAUUAUGUUGAAGAAAGAAACCAUGAAGUGACUUUUAGAGAGCAAUUUAUUUUCUUAAGAAAAUUGAGUAAAAGUUUUUAUAAAUGUGACGCUGGGCGCUAAUGUGUUAGUUCCACAAUAUAGUUAGGGCUAUCCUUGAUACUGGUCGAUUUCUGUCGUUUUCGACCAUCACGCGUCUUGUAUGACGCUGUGACGUUCAUCGCAGAUACUUGAAAAAGCGUGCAGACUAGUUUCAAUUGAGGCAAAAAAAAAAAGAAAAGAAAGAAAGAAAAUUUUGACUAUAAAAUUAUCUUUAAAUUUCAAGAGUACGAAGAUUUGUACCGCAUUUUUUAGGAUAUUACAUUUGUCUGGUGUCCGAGCUGAAAACGAUGGGGAAUUUAAUUCUAGGCGUAAGAGAAUAGAGCUGAAUGGUUUUAAAUGGAGACUAAAAAAGUGCCUUAGUUUAAUUUUCGAAGCGGAGAAUUUAACGGUAUUGGAAAAAAAUGUUAACUUUAUAAACUAGCAACGAUAACAGGUACUGACUGGCAUAUAAAAUUUAAAUGAACGCAUGCUUUGAUUUUCACAUUUGUAUUGAAGAAAACGUAACAAAAGCUUAAUUUGCGUCUUUCAGGGGAACAAAAUUUUGGUUUCACAUUGCUUGCUGCAGCGACAAACUUUCCUCGCUUGUCAUUGAUUGUAAAUUAAUACAUUGACUCGUUUAUUCCAUAAUUUUAAAUUAAUUUUAAUGAAUAAUAAAUCUGUUACCAAUGAUGUGAAGUCAUUUCGACAACAUAUUUUGGGGGUGUCGCGGCUCGUGUGAAAGCAACAUGAGUGUUUUACUUACAAAUAGCUGCCACUGUAGCAGUACAAUUGCAAUGUUAAUUCAAAAAUUUCAGUUUUGCAAUCAACUUGUAUAUUUUCAACUACUAUAUAUAGAUAUAUAUAUCAAUUUAGAAAGCAUUAACUAUUACUGUUUUUGCCUCUGUGUUAUGAUCAAACGUUUUUCCUCAAUCGAACAAAAAACUAAACUAAAUAAAUAAAUAAAUGUGUUAAACUAAUUGGCUGAUAGAAGAUCAUGAAAUGGUACAUUAUAGGGCGACAAUCAAAAAGAAUUAGUGUUGUGAGAGUAAUAAUUGAUAAAUUCUGUAAUAAGUUUCAAUUUUUUUACAUUUUGAUCUUACCAAUUUUGCCUUUCAACUUUUUAACGAGAAUGAACAUUUUUAUGGUCUAAUUAACGAAGUUUAUUUUAUAGUUUCUUUUGUAAAUGCUAUAGCAAUCUAGUUUUCCCUAUGCAUCUUUACAACUUGAAUUGUUAUGUCCUUGACAUUUUAAAUAUGUAUAUUUAUAAAUACUGCGUAGGACCAAAAUAUAUAAAGGAGGAUUUUGAUUUUGUAUGUUUGUAAGAGCACGCAGAAUGUACAUUUAUUUUUCAGCUGUCGAUUCUGCUUUCGCAUUCUCUUGUUAUUGAGGUCUGAUUUUAUGCUUGAAUAAAAUAUUGCUUUUUUUUUCUGUGAUUCAGAAACUCUUACCUGUGUACGUUGUAGCAAUAUAGAUCCCAAUUCAAUAUGAAUUUUGAAAGAAAAGUUAAAUUUUAUGUAUUUUCAUUUUGGCAUGAUUAAUCUGAGGUACGUAUUUCAAAUAUUUUCUUAAGGAUUGCUUAAAUAAUUUUAAUUGUAGUAUUAUGCUCAUUUUUAAUUAUGUAGUUCAUUGUAAAAUGGUUUAUUUUCUAGUAAAAUGAAUUACUACUUAUUUCCUGGCUAUACAUUUGUGAAAAAUUAGUACCGAUAAAAUAAGAAGAGAUUAUUCGAUUUUCCCUCAGUUUUCAAUUUUUUUCCAAGAUUAUUUUAUUUUUUAAAGGGUAAAAUUUUUAUUAUAUUCAAAGGUUUUUUUUUCCUUCAGAAGUUUUAAUUUCAUUGAUAACGGUUUUAUCUGAGCAAUAAUAUAUUUAUGAAAGUUUUCGAGUUAAAUUGUCAGCCCUGGUAUUUAUCAUUAAAUUAUAAGUUUUUAAAAUAUGUCUUGCAAUAUUCAAUAAAAAUGAAGUAAAUUUGGAAGAAUUUCCUUGUUUGAGAUCUCAAAACUAAAUGUUUUGCUGGAUUUGCAUGCCUCAUUAACUUAUUUUCAUAGUUACGACAACAGACUGUCCUAUUUUAAAAAUACUGAAUAAAUAUUUAUUGUUAAAAAUAUGCAUUAUGUAUUGCAUAAUUGUACAGCAUAAAACAUUUCUGUAUUUGAAUAUUUAUAUAUAUUUUUUACAUUUUUUAAAAAACGGUAAAAAGAAAAAAAAUUAGUUUUGCAAUGCUUUUAGCUACCAGUUUUUCUAAGUCGCUUGUAAACAGCUAAAGUUAAUACGUUUUGAUAGUUGUGCUGCCCAUCUAGUCGUGUAUAAUUUUAAAUUUAAAAUUUCAAAAUCUUUUUCAAGCACUUAUAGAGCAAUAGUACAUUUUUAAAAUCAAUAUUAUCACUUCUAAAUCAGACUUUACGUUUUAAAAGUUUAAAAAAAUACAGGGACUUAAAUCUGAAAACGCGUGCUUUUCUUAAUCAGUCUUAAACGCUUUUAAUUUUAAUGAUAGAAAACUUAUUUGCAUUUAAAAAAAGUAUGUAUUAUUUUCCCGUCAAAAUGAUCUUACUUAUAAAAAAAAAUGUUGCGCUCUAUUUUCUGUUUAAUAUAGUAUCAGCUUUGACAAUCAGUUCAGUGUCCAAUUUCACUAUUCUAGGCGCUGUUUUUAAUGUUUUUUUAUAUAUAUAUAUAUAUUUUUUAUUCGCAAUAACAAUUGCAUGCAUUGUCUUCGUGUGAUGGAAAAAAUAAUAGUAAAAUUUGCCAAACGUAUUCGUUUUAUUUGUACAUUAGGCAUGUAUAUGGUGACACUUUAGCAUCAUGUAUGAGCAUUUCGAAUAAAAUAUUAAAUGCAUCGAAACCUGUCAAUUCAUUUUUUAAAAAUAAAGUGCUUUUAUCUAUAAUUAAAUUAUCUCCUUAUCUUUUGGUAAUUUUGAGCUUCACUAUUAUCAGGGGUGCAAUCUCCACAAGAGUAAGGACUCCCCCCUCCCCAAAUAUCGCGUAAACCACUCAAGAGCAAGAGCCCUCCCUUCCCCCUCAAAAAAUUUUAAUGGCGUAAUCUGCGCUUCGUUCACCCUUACUUGAGCACCCCUGUUACUAUCCCUUGAAAUUUAUCAAAAUCAAAGCUUAUGAGUUUGCAUUGGUUUCAGCAUCGUUUUUUCUUAUCCGAAGCAUAAAUUGAAAAAGCGCCGCCUAUGGGCACGCGGUAGCAAUAAUAUAGUGUCGUUGGGUUCUAAAUAUUUGUCAAAGCUACUACUAAAAUGGAGUGGAUACCAAAAGUUGGCCUUUUCACUAUUUCACCGUUAUGAAUAUCAAAAAAAUAUGUGAAAAUGAUUGCUUUUGACCACAAAAUUUGCCAUUUUUUUUAAAUAUAUAUAUCAUAAUAUGUAUUAGAGAUAUAAAUUAGUACAGAAAGAAACAUCAGAAUUAUUUAUUUCAUAUAGAUUGAAUUACUUACAUUAUUUGAAAAAGAUGAUGAAUCUUUAAGAAGCUGUAUUUUUUACGAGAAAUACUGUGAUAUUUGUUGCCAAGCAGUGAUUGACGGUUUGCUGCUAAAGCCAGUGAUGUCUGCCUUAUUCGAUGAGUAACAUAAAUUAUCUGUUUGUCGUGUUCUUUUUUUUUUUUUUUGUACGUAGUUGAGUAAUGGCAAGGAAAUGGUACAGAAAUUAUUAGUCACAUUCGUUUUCGAGCUCUUCAUUCAAAUCAAUCAAAAAUUUAACGGGACUGUUAAUACUUUAUAAUGUACAAAAAUUAUUUAUGGUUUGCUCUACAAAAAAAAAUCUUUUUAAUCAGUGCUGUUUUUUACCAGUAACUUAUUUUUUCUUUAAUCGUUGUGAUUUGUUUUCGCUGAUUGAGGUGGACCUAUGAAAUAGCAUUUAAAAAUAUGCUCUUUAAUUUGUGUUAUUUAUGAUUUUUGUGUCUCAUGAAAGGGAGAAGCUUUCAAUUUUUAAAUCGUUUAUUAUUUUUUUAUUUUUGUCUCAAACCGCUGCUACAAGUGUUUGUAUGUUAGAAGGAAAAUUAAUAUAUAUUAUAUUAAAUAAAACUGAGCAACUAUAUCUUGAUGCCAUUUAAGUGAAAAAAAGUCGAAAUUAAAAGGGAAAAUAACCUUUUUUUUUUGUAGCUUUCUAUUAAAAGGCGUGUAUGGGGCUCAACGUGUUUGUUGAAACGUUUGUUCCACAUGCUUGCGAAAUCUGGCAGCGGUUUAAUGCGCAAGAACAUUCUAACCCCACCAAUGCAAUUUUUAUAUGGUAUUUGGAGGUAUAAAAAUUUUUAAACUUUUGUAUCUGACAAUUUUGACAAAAGUAAAAGUCAUUGAUUUUUGAUUUGAAUAAAGUGAAGUGAAUUCAUUUCCUUACCAUUUCCAAUUACUGUGACUUUGUCUUGGAAUGAGGUUUUUUUUAUUUUUUUCCUUUCUUUAAAGUUCUUUUUUGCCUUUUUCAUAUAUAUAUAUAUAAAAUAUAUAUAUCACGUUGACUGCAGUUUCGAAAAGCGGCGGAACGAUCUGUACCGCAAACGAGCGUAGUUUGUACUUGAUGCCAAAUAAUUACUCUGCAGUCUUUGAUAUGCUGUACAUUUGAGCUGCAAUAUCUAUAUAAUAAAUGCAAAUGGAAG